This is a messenger RNA of Rhopalosiphum maidis (corn leaf aphid), 968 nucleotides long. RefSeq names its product Y-box-binding protein 2-like. Gene Ontology annotation, biological process: regulation of gene expression. Gene Ontology annotation, molecular function: nucleic acid binding. The transcript has 6 exons. Lineage: Eukaryota; Metazoa; Arthropoda; Insecta; Hemiptera; Aphididae. Gene Ontology annotation, cellular component: nucleus. The coding region runs from base 249 to 962 and encodes 237 amino acids. The record is from RefSeq and is a predicted model, not a curated record.
AGCGAGUAUGAAGUUACGGACGGUGCGCGCGCAUCCGUUGACCGUCGACCGUCCUGUGCCUGUUGCGCGUCGUGUGCUGUCGGUGGCGGUCGGCACCGUCAGUUCGACGCGGCGGACCAGCAGCCACCGCCAACCGCCAAUCAGCCAUCAGUGGAGCACAACGCAGAGAAGGUGAACGUCAGGCAGGAGAUAGCGUUGAAGUAAUUUUUUUCCAUCAUAGUUCGAUCCUUCUUCGUCUUAACAACAAAAUGGCGGAACAAGUCAGUGAAAAUAGGAGGACUAGACGGCCACCGCAGAAGCCUGUUGCCCAAAAGCCGGUCAUAUGUAUGAAAGUCACCGGCGUAGUUAAACGUUUCCACAUCAAACGCGGUUAUGGUUUUAUUAUCCGUAAUGAUACAAAAGAAGAUGUAUUUGUACAUCAGUCUGCUAUAAUCAAAAACAACCCAAAUAAAAUUCUACGAAGUCUUGCUAUUGGGGAAACCGUAGAAUUUGAUAUUGUGGAAGGUGAGAAAGGUUAUAAUGCAGCAAAUGUUACUGGCCCUAAUGGGGACCCUGUAAAAGGAUCACCUUAUGCAGCUGAAAAAAAGGAGAAUAACCAUGGCCAGUGGUCUUAUGGACGUCGUCCUAAUACUCUUACAGGAUAUGGGGGUCAACCUUUAAGAGAUAGUAGUCCAAGUGGUUGCAAGGAAGAAACUAUAAAUGAAAAAGGGGAACAACCAAGACGUUAUCGCCAACCAUAUCAACCGAAUUGGUAUAAUAGCUAUCGUGGACAUCAAAGAGGUCCACCGCCAAAUAGAGGAGAAGGUGGUGAUUGCAAUAGUGGAGAUAACUACGGAUAUGAUAGUUCACCUCCUGGUAGAGGCAGAGGUCGUGGGAUGGGUGCUCCCAGGCGUUUGUUUAGACGAGGCAGUGGAUUUAGAGGGGUUCGUGGAACAGGAGAUUCAUCUAGAACACCGGUUUAAUCUAUU